Verruconis gallopava is the source of this 2058-nucleotide messenger RNA. RefSeq lists its product as uncharacterized. The record is from RefSeq and is a predicted model, not a curated record. The transcript is spliced from 2 exons. NCBI's taxonomy places the organism in Eukaryota, Fungi, Ascomycota, Dothideomycetes, Venturiales, Sympoventuriaceae. Bases 89 to 1936 code for a protein of 615 amino acids.
GCCAAGCCGGUUUUUUUUUUCUCAAUUUCCCGAGAAAAGGCAAAGACUUCAGCUUCUCUGCAGAGUGAAUCCUAGCUCCCUUAGAAAAAUGCAAGGAGAACGGUACAGGUACAAGAAGCUUGCGAAAGAAGAUUCAGAGAUUCGGCUGCUACACUUGCAUGCUGGGUCUUGGCAGGACCAACUCUCCAGCCACUUGGAACACGUUCAGCUCAGCCAGAACACUAGAUAUGAAGCACUGAGCUACGUCUGGGGAGAUCUAAAUUCAGUCUGUACUAUUCUGUUAGACGACUGCGAGUUCGAGAUAACUAAGAACCUGGGAGCGGCACUACGCCGGCUUCGCAAAGAGAACGAGGAGCGCGUCCUAUGGGUUGAUCAACUUUGCAUUAAUCAGGUCGACGAAGUAGAGAAAUCAACGCAAGUUGCACUGAUGCCCCAGAUAUUUAAGAAUUGUGUUGAAGCAGUGUUUUGGCUGGGGGAGAUCCAGACUACCGCUAAGCCAGGGAUGGAAUGUCCCAUAGACGUUGCUAAUGGGCCGAAUGCACAAGAUGGUAUUGCCGUAGCAUUGGACAUCAUUCGACAACUCGAAAGUGGAGAUCAUCUUCGCGACAUGGCUUGUUUCCAGGUCGUCGAGGACAAGACAAUCACCGUCUCUCCCACCUAUAUGACUGGUCUGGCGACCCUACGUCAAAUCAUGACACUGCCGUAUUGGGAAAGGAUAUGGAUUGUACAAGAAAACAUCCUUCCGAAACGGGGAACGGUGGUUCUCGGGUCGUGCUCAGCACCGUGGACGAGCUUCGCUAACGCUGCGGCAAUGUGGACCAAGCACGUUUGGCAUUGUUGCCGACAGCUUGCAGACUCUCUGCCGCUCGAGGCGAAGGACAUCUUGCUGGAUUUCACGAAGAAAUUAGCACCGCUCAUGACCAUCGCACGAUCCACGAACGGUUCAAAUGUCUGCCUGUUCGAUGUCCUUCAACAGACACGUAACAGAAAGGCUACAAAAGGUUGCGACAAGGUGUUUGCUGUCAUCGGUCUGGUGACCGACUGGCUUGAGGCCGCUCCCAUCCUGCCCGAUUACACACUUGACGAAUUUCAAGUCUACAGCAUGGUCGCAGAGUAUUUCAUCAACUCCAAGCCGAGAUCGCUUCGCUUCCUGAUGGGCAACCAUUUGCGCCGACCGCAAUUCCCGUCGUGGAUGGUGGACUGGGCCGCGGAGGAUCAUUCUCCGUAUCCGUAUGAGCUAGGCUGGGGAGAGAGGUUCUACGGGUUCUACAACGCAUGUCUGGGGCGGCCGGUCGUUGCAAAAAGGCACAGCGCUUCCGUGAUGCUGUUCAACGGCUUCACGGUGGAUGAGGUGCACGCAGUGGGUGAUUCAAUGGAGGUUCAUGACUGGAAAAGCGCGGUUCCUAUUUACGACUCGUGGUACAGACUGACCGAAGUUGACACGCAUCCUGCUAAGCCAUACAUUGCCGGGGGAGAUGUGGAAAAUGCGCUGUGGCGCUGUGUGACUGGCAAUGUUUACGGCGAGACACUGGCACCUACAUAUCGGAAGGCCGUAGCGGAAGAUUUUGCGUUAUACAAGAAGUUCGAACGAGAGAUGAGAGAGGCCAAGGAGGGUCAAUGGAUACUGAGCGAUGAGUUACUUCCGUUUAUGCUGGUGAUACCAGCAUCAGCGAGGAAUAGGCGCCUGUUCAUCACGAAGAGAGGAUACAUUGGAAUGGGUCCGCUUGCGACGCAGGUGGGUGACAUUGUACACGUGCUCCUGGGCAGUCAGAUCCCGUUUGUCAGCCGCAAAUCAGCAGUGUGCCUCGAGGACGAAGUCAAUGAAGUGGAGCUGCCAACAUUCUCAUUUGUGGGCGAAUGCUACGUGCAUGGCGUAAUGGAGGGAGAGAUCAUUCUCGAGGGAAGUUUAGAGCAAGAGACCAUAGCUUUCUGCUGAAGAGAAAUCCACUCGAGUGCUAGAAUUCGUCGCCGUACUCGUCUCAACAAGCCGAAUGUCAACACGUUCGGACGAGGCGUUGUUAGCCAGCAGUGGUUUGAAAUCGGGGACGUCGGACCACG